AUGACCGUCCGCGAGUACGCUGAGCGACAAUCCGGCCUGAAGCGGCAGUUCACAGUCCGCAAGGACAUUGUCCGCCUCAUGAGUCAAGUUGUGAUAUGCAGCAACUUUGUCGUCGUCACUCCGAGCAUUGCCGCAAGUGAGCCCUACCAGGCAUACAACAAUCAGUGUGCGAGAGCUGUUAUUCUCGACGAGGCAGCUGCAAUGCAUCGCACUGACGGUCUCAUCGUCUAUUGGAACACACCCAGACCCAUGAUCGUCGUUGGUGACGAAAAGCAACUGGUACCUACCUUGGUGACAGCAAACCAGAAGGACGAGACAGGAAACGACAUCAAUCGGUUCGGCGACGAUGCCAGGGUCUCUUUCCUUAGUUGGUGGCUCCAUCUGGGAUUCCCUGCUUUUCAUCUUUACAAGCAGUACCGAAUGGCCCGUGGGAUGUUCGUCUUGUCCCUUGAAUUCGUCCUUCAGGUUGUGGUAAACGAGUUCAAGUACGCUGAAUCGUGUGAGCUAACUAACUUCUCUUACGCCGGCGAUAUCCAGGCGUACUUGCAGCACACGGCCAACUUGGUUCUGCCUGCCGACACGAUGUCGCCUGUUUUCAUCAACUGCCACAACUGCGUGGACUCUGUCUCCCAAUCUCGCUACAACGCCCGAGCAGUCGAGUGUAUGGUGAAGUGGCUGCGGUCAUUCAUUGGCGCGCUGGGUGUCCCCACAGAUCGGAUUGCCGCCAUCACACCUUACCGUGCCAACUUGCAGCACAUCCGGUUCCGGUUCAGCGCAGAGCUGACCUUGGAGAGGAUCGAAGUCCCUACCAUCGACACGUUCAUGGGGCGGGAGGCAGACAUAGUCCUGCUUUGUCCCGCGGUAGACAAGGAAUCUGGCCCCGGGUUUACAGCCCACCCCCAGCGACUCAAUGUCGCCAUCACUCGUCACCAGACUGCUUUGUUUGUGGUUGGCGACAUCGACACCAUCCCGGCCCCCGACUCUGGCAGACCCAAGCGCCCGCGGACUGAAGGCGCGACGGCCGAGGACGGAGCCUCGGUAAAAGUCAACCUUCGCAUGAUGACAAAGAUGUUUCAGUGGUUCCGCGACAAUGGCAUGAUCAUCCAUCUCCAGGGGGAUCCCAACGUCGACCCAGACGCAUGA
Fusarium keratoplasticum is the source of this 1143-nucleotide messenger RNA. Its product is annotated as AAA-12 domain-containing protein. Gene Ontology annotation, molecular function: 5'-3' DNA helicase activity. Bases 1 to 1143 code for a protein of 380 amino acids. The transcript has a single exon. Lineage: Eukaryota; Fungi; Ascomycota; Sordariomycetes; Hypocreales; Nectriaceae. The record is from RefSeq and is a predicted model, not a curated record.